AUGGGGAAUAUAUUUGCUAACUCCUUCAAGGGUCUCUUUGGCAAAAAAGAAAUGAGGAUUCUAAUGGUUGGUCUGGAUGCUGCAGGAAAGACAACUAUUUUGUACAAACUGAAGCUGGGUGAAAUAGUAACUACUAUUCCCACUAUAGGUUUCAACGUAGAAACUGUAGAAUACAAAAACAUUAGCUUCACGGUGUGGGAUGUAGGUGGCCAGGACAAAAUCCGACCCUUAUGGCGCCAUUACUUCGAGAAUACACAAGGACUGAUUUUUGUGGUUGACAGCAAUGACAGAGAGCGAGUGAAUGAGGCCCGAGAAGAACUGAUGAGAAUGUUGGCAGAGGAUGAGCUUAGAGAUGCCGUCUUAUUAGUGUUUGCUAACAAACGGGAUCUUCCCAAUGCCAUGAACGCGGCUGAAAUCACAGAUAAACUCGGACUGCAUUCUCUCCGUCACAGAAACUGGUACAUCCAAGCCACCUGUGCCACUAGUGGGGAUGGGCUCUAUGAAGGACUGGACUGGUUGUCCAAUCAGCUCCGGAACCAGAAAUGA
Messenger RNA from Gracilinanus agilis (Agile Gracile Mouse Opossum), 546 nucleotides. Its product is annotated as ADP-ribosylation factor 1-like. The coding region runs from base 1 to 546 and encodes 181 amino acids. Lineage: Eukaryota; Metazoa; Chordata; Mammalia; Didelphimorphia; Didelphidae. Gene Ontology annotation, cellular component: plasma membrane; cytoplasm. Gene Ontology annotation, molecular function: GTP binding; GTPase activity. Gene Ontology annotation, biological process: vesicle-mediated transport; intracellular protein transport. The record is from RefSeq and is a predicted model, not a curated record. The transcript has a single exon.